CCGUUUCCCAGCUCUGAGGCCAGCCCAGCGGCAUCCAGGCUAAGCUGAGCGGAGCUGCCCUUAGCUGGCCUGGUGGUGCAGAAUGGAGCUGCGACCUUACCAGUGGGAGGUGAUCAUGCCGGCCCUGGAGGGCAAGAAUAUCAUCAUAUGGCUGCCCACGGGCGCUGGGAAGACCCGGGCAGCCGCCUAUGUGGCCAAAAGACAUCUAGAGACUGUGGACAAAGCCAAGGUGGUUGUAUUGGUCAACAGGGUGCACCUGGUGACCCAGCAUCGUGAGGAGUUCAGCCGCAUGCUGGAUGGACGCUGGGCCAUAGCAACCCUGAGUGGGGACAUGGGACCAAGGGCUGGCUUCGGCCACCAGGCCCGUAGCCAUGACUUGCUCAUCUGCACAGCUGAGCUGCUGCAGAUGGCACUGACCAGCCCCGAGGAGGAGGAACACGUGGAGCUCAGUGACUUCUCCCUGCUUGUGGUGGAUGAGUGUCACCACACACACAAAGACACUGUCUACAACAUCAUCCUGAGCCGGUACCUAGAGCAUAAACUCCGGAGAGUGUGGCCCCUGCCCCAGGUGCUAGGUCUCACAGCCUCCCCAGGCACUGGCGGGGCCUCCAUGCUCAGUGGAGCCAUCGACCACGUCCUGCAGCUCUGUGCUAACCUGGACACGUGGCGCAUCAUGUCACCCCAGGAACACCAACCCCAGCUGCAAGAGCACAUCCGCCAGCCCUGCAAACAGUAUGAUCUCUGCCAACAGCGCAGCCAGGACCCAUUUGGGGACUUGCUGAAGAAGCUCAUGGACCAAGUCCACGACUACCUGGAGAUGCCCGAGUUGAGCCGGGACUUCGGGACGCAGAUGUACGAGCAGCAGGUGGUGGAGCUGAGUCGGGAGGCGGCUGAGGCCGGGCUCCAGGAGCGGCGAGUGUGUGCAAUCCAUCUGCGGCGCUACAAUGACGCGCUGCUCAUCCACGACACAGUCCGCGCCGUGGACGCCCUGGACGCGCUGCAGGACUUCUACGACAGGGAGCGCGCCACUAAGAUCCAGGUGCUGCUUGCCGAGCGCUGGCUGCUGGCGCUGUUCGAUGCUCACAAAAAUGAGCUGACCCGCCUGGCCACUCACAGCCCAGAGAACCCGAAACUGGAGUUGCUGGAACAUAUCCUGCAGAAAAAAUUUGGGAGCUCCGACAACCCCCGGGGCAUCAUCUUCACCCGCACCCGCCAGAGUGCCCACUCCCUCCAGCUCUGGCUCCAGCAGCAGCCCAGAAUGCAGACAGUGGACAUCAGGGCCCAGCUGCUCAUCGGGGCGGGGAACAGCAGCCAGGGCAUCCAUAUGACCCAGAGGGACCAGCAAGAGGUGAUCCGGAAGUUCCGAGUUGGUAUCCUGAACCUCCUGGUGGCCACGAGUGUGGCUGAGGAGGGUCUGGACAUACCCCACUGCAAUGUCGUGGUGCGCUACGGGCUCCUGACCAACGAGAUCUCCAUGGUCCAGGCGAGAGGCCGUGCCCGGGCUGGUCAGAGUGUGUACGCGUUUGUGGCAGCCAAGGGCAGUCGAGAGCUGCGGCGAGAGCUGACCAACGAGGCGCUGGAGGCCCUGAUGGAGCAAGCGGUGGCCACUGUGCAGAAGAUGGACCAGGCCGAGUACCAGGCCAAGAUCCGGGACCUACAGCGGGAAGCCCUGGUCAAGCGGGCAGCCCAAGCAGAGCAGCGGCUGAGCCGGCAGCAGCAGUUCCUGGCAGAGCGUGUGCGGCUCUUCUGCAUCAACUGCUCCGUGGCUGUGGGCCACGGGAGUGACCUGCGGAAGGUGGAGGGCGCCCACCAUGUCAACGUGAACCCCAACUUCUCGAUCUACUAUACUGUCUCCCAGAAGCCUGUGGUCAUAGACAGAGACUUCAAGGACUGGAGCCCUGGGGGUACCAUUAGCUGCAGGAACUGUGGGGAGGCCUGGGGUCUGCAAAUAAUCUACAAGUCAGUGAAGCUACCAGUGCUCCAAGUCCGCAGCAUGCUGUUCGAGACCCCGCGUGGGCGGCUCCAGGCCAAGAAGUGGUCCCGCGUGCCUUUCCCUGUGCCUGACUUCAACUACGUGCAGCACUGUGCUCAGAACCUACGGGACCUGUCCCUGUAAUGACCAUUUUGUCGCUGCAGUGCCUGCCUCAGGCUGCAGGGGGCAGUAGAGUCUGCAGCAGCUGCCAUCUUUCGCCUUGAGUCACCAACUUGGGGCUGCAUGCUGUCCAGCCACAGAGGAACCCUGGGUGGCCAGGCUGGCUCCGGCACCCUCACUGAGGAAGCAGCUGGAGGGCCACAGCCUGCUUCACACCCACUCUCCUAUGCACUGGAUGGAGUUGGGGGGAAACUGAGGCAGGGGGCCACCAUGCUGUACUAGGAAUUAUAACAGUUUCCCUUGGCCGCUUGUCAACCCAUUUCUGCCAUGAUCACUUCCAUUUAUUGAAGCUCCUCAUGAAUUAAAAAUAGACAAAUGGAAAAAAUGGGAUAGCUAAUUUAUAGUAUUUUAAAAACAGCUUCAUGGAUAUAAUUGACAUCAAAUAAACUGACAUAUUUGAAGUGCAGUUUGAUAAAUUUUAACAUAGGUAUGGUCCUCCACAAUCAAGAUAAUGAACAUGGCCAUCACCAUUAACCAUUUCCUCAUGCCGCUUUGUAAUCCCUACCUUCUGCCCCUCCCCAUCCACUGAUCUGCUUUGUGGUUUUUUUUUUUAAUAAUAAAGUUUUAACA
Molecule: messenger RNA, 2722 nt
Organism: Trichechus manatus latirostris (Florida manatee)
Lineage: Eukaryota; Metazoa; Chordata; Mammalia; Sirenia; Trichechidae
Gene: DHX58
Product: DExH-box helicase 58
Exons: 13
Coding region: 83-2116 (677 amino acids)
Biological process (GO): antiviral innate immune response; negative regulation of RIG-I signaling pathway; cytoplasmic pattern recognition receptor signaling pathway
Cellular component (GO): cytoplasm
Molecular function (GO): hydrolase activity; single-stranded RNA binding; DNA binding
Source: RefSeq, a predicted model, not a curated record